AUGAGAAUCGGCAGGAGUUUAAUGCCUCGUUUGGGAAGGGAAGCCACACAAGACGAGCUUCUUUAUGAUGCUCGUUGGACGAAAGACGUGGACAACCUCUUCAUAGACCUUCUUGCCGAGGCCCAUGUUGGUGGAGAAUGGAGACAGGGCAGACCAAGCCCUCAUGUAUUCCACUACUGCCAUGGUGUAUUAGAUGCAGAUCUUGGUGCAACCUUUACUCUCAAAGAACUUCAGGAACGUUUCGAUUUCCUUCACAAGCGGUUCCGUGUUUUUAGUUGGAUGCUACGAAAACACGGGUUGCGUCAUUGUGUGCAGUCCAACAUCCUUACGGCACCGGUAGCAGUAUGGAAUGACAUCUUCGAGUCUGACCCAUUCUCGGUGGCAUACCAACAUUCCGGGGACCCGCAGGUGUACGAAGCCACAUCAAAUGCACCAUUGGUCUUGGACCAAAAUUCCACCAACGAGAAUGAUGUGGCUUGGUUGACCGAACAGUCCUACGUCUUCUCGCUUUCUUCUAUCACUAAUGCACCAUUAAAUGGCUCAAUCGGAAACAACCUUUUACUUCUACCAAAUGCCCGAGAACGUGAACCUUCCUCCGAAGGUUCAGUGAACACACACACACAUGUGAACAUUCCAAGGCGGGGGGGUGGAACACCGUUGCGUAUUCCCCGACCACCGCGUAGGCCGGCGCCAUCAUCAUGCAAAGGGUCUUCUAGUGAUCCACAGAACUGA
Molecule: messenger RNA, 732 nt
Organism: Striga asiatica
Lineage: Eukaryota; Viridiplantae; Streptophyta; Magnoliopsida; Lamiales; Orobanchaceae
Source: the annotation of a GenBank genome assembly